GUGAAGGUGAUACAACUCCUACUACAACCAACUUGGAUGAUACUGCCAUUCCUUGUGCCUCAACAAAACAUUUGAGAGUUGUAAAUGGAAUCCCAACACAAACUAACGAAGGAUGGGUGGUUAGUUUGACCUACAGGAAUAAGCACAUCUGUGGUGGCACUUUGAUAAAGGAAGAGUGGGUUCUUACAGCAAGGCAGUGUUUCCCUUCUCGGUACAAAGAUUUGAAAGACUACAAAGCUUGGCUUGGAGUCCAUAACAUCAAAGGAAAGGGAGAGGAGAAGCACAGACAAGUCCGGAAUAUCUCCCAGUUGGUAUAUGGCCCCACAGGGUCUGAUUUGGUCUUACUGAAACUCAGCAGACCUGCUAUAUUGACAAAUUUUGUAGAAAUAAUCCGCUUGCCCAUUUCUGGAUGUACCAUUCCAGAGAAGACCAGUUGCAGUGUUUAUGGAUGGGGAUACACUGGAUUAGUUAACUAUGAUGGUCUCCUCCGGGUAGCAAACUUGUUUAUUUUGGGCAAUGAAAAAUGCAACCAGUAUCUCAAAGGAAAGAUCACUGUGAAUGAGUCAGAAAUCUGUGCUGUGGCUGAAACCAUCGGUGCUGGUCCUUGUGAGCGAGAUUAUGGUGGUCCCUUGGUUUGUGAACAAAACAGGCUGAAGAUAGUGGUUGGUGUCAUUGUUCCUGGCCGUGGAUGUGCCAUUCGAAAUCGUCCUGGGAUUUUUGUUCGGGUCUCGUAUUAUUCCCGGUGGAUACACAAGAUCAUGAUGACCUACAGAAAACCCUGAAAAACUCAACAACUUCCAUUGAAAGAUUUUGGACAGCAUGGAAUUAACAUGUACAGAAAAGACCAACAAUUUUUUAACUACUUGAUAGUCAAGUUUGUUGAGCUUCUUUUAAUAUUUAUGGGUGUUUUUUUGGUGUUUUAUUUUUGUCUAUCAGUGUUGUUUUAUAAAUGUUGGAGUGACUUACAGUAUAUGCAAGUAUGGUGACAUAUCUCCUGAAGAUACUUGAAUGGGUAAACAAUUUUGCAAAGACAUUAUUACUGGAUGAUAAAUGGUUUUGUAGAAAUAGAUCAUAUGACCUCUGUUAUGCUGCUCUUCAGAUUAUCUUAGGAGAAACAAAUUAGAGUUUUAUUUAACACAUCUUUUCUUACUAUGAGCCAUAUAUUUCUCUUCAUGUAUGACAAAAGACCUACUGAGAGAUAUAUGCAUCUGUCAAGGACAGCAUAUAUGAUCAUAUUUCUCUUCCCCCCUUAUAAGAGGUCAAAGAUUUCAAUAUUUUAUAAAAAAUAAUCUCUUUAGUAAUUAAACUUUUCAUUACUGAUGGACUUUGACAAGCCUGCCAUAAGCAGAGUUCUCAUAGAAGUCACUACCACUUUCUUUUACACAGUGCUUAGAGACUCUAGUUCUGUGCUUGGUUCCUUUGGUGUAUAUGUGAUUCCCUAACAGAUAUCUAAAAAGCCUUUUUGGUUAU
Molecule: messenger RNA, 1470 nt
Organism: Acanthisitta chloris (rifleman)
Lineage: Eukaryota; Metazoa; Chordata; Aves; Passeriformes; Acanthisittidae
Product: hepatocyte growth factor-like
Exons: 7
Biological process (GO): proteolysis
Molecular function (GO): serine-type endopeptidase activity
Source: RefSeq, a predicted model, not a curated record